Molecule: messenger RNA, 756 nt
Organism: Penicillium subrubescens
Lineage: Eukaryota; Fungi; Ascomycota; Eurotiomycetes; Eurotiales; Aspergillaceae
Product: GFA family protein
Exons: 2
Coding region: 1-756 (251 amino acids)
Molecular function (GO): carbon-sulfur lyase activity
Source: RefSeq, a predicted model, not a curated record
AUGAACGGCAUAAUCAAUGAUAAGCGAAGUGUCAGUGGUGGGAGACCGGUGGGAGAGUGGGAGAGCGGGAAAGUGGGAGUCCGGUGGGAGCCGGGACGCUGGUUAAUCUCCCAUUAUAGGGCAAAGCAAAAGUCUUCUCUCAAGUUUACGACAGAGUACCCUUUCUCGCUCGAAAAGGCCCAAUCAUGGCUACUGCGAGACGAUUCUAAGCCUUACAUACCUGUCGCCGGUUGCGCAGAUGAUGGCUGGUCAAAAGAAGGCGAGGCGACUGCCACAUGCUACUGUGGUGCGGUACAGUUGGCCUUUCCAACACAAGGCCCCGGCCUAAUUGACACUUUCACCUGCCAUUGCGUUGACUGCAAAAAAAUCACUGCAUCCAUGUUCGCCACUAAUUUCAUCGUGGCAGACACACACCUACAGCAUCUACGUGGCAAAGAAACCAUCAAGACAUUUAGCCAGUCGAAAACCAUAGCCUCCGGCAAGGCAAUGACCAAUUUUUUCUGUUCGAUUUGUGGCUCACUCAUGUACCGCAUCGGUGAAGUGAUGCCGGGCCAUAGUAUCCUGCGUACCGGAACGGUGGAUGAUAUCACCCUGCAUGGAACGAAAUUGAAGCCCCGGUUUGAGCUAUAUAUCAAGGACCAUGUGCAAUGGCUUUGUGGUGUAAGUGAUGUGGAACAGGUCAAGGGAUCGGCUUAUACCCCAAGGGGUCCUGAUCCUUCUGAACUUGAAGAAAGUGAAUGGGGCUCUGAGAAAUAA